Sardina pilchardus (European sardine) is the source of this 3045-nucleotide messenger RNA. RefSeq names its product poly(ADP-ribose) polymerase family member 9 (gene parp9). Gene Ontology annotation, molecular function: ubiquitin-like protein ligase binding; NAD+ poly-ADP-ribosyltransferase activity; transcription corepressor activity. The transcript has 9 exons. Gene Ontology annotation, biological process: negative regulation of gene expression; protein poly-ADP-ribosylation; positive regulation of type II interferon-mediated signaling pathway. The record is from RefSeq and is a predicted model, not a curated record. Lineage: Eukaryota; Metazoa; Chordata; Actinopteri; Clupeiformes; Clupeidae. The coding region runs from base 48 to 2561 and encodes 837 amino acids. Gene Ontology annotation, cellular component: nucleus; cytoplasm.
UUUUUUACUCUGGAAAUAAAUGGUCAUUGUCUUUCAAGUUUUUCACCAUGGCAAGUUGUAUUCCACUAAAAAUAGAAGAGGCCCAGGCUGUGGGUCAGUGUGGGCAAGCCUUAUUCACAUCUGUGCACAGCAAAUUUGGUUGCACUGUUGUAUUACAUGGAAUGGAUGUAGCCUCCUGGGACAGCAGCACUGCUAAAAAAUCAAAAGUCAUCCCAGAAGAGAGGUACUCCAUUCGUCUCCUCAAGGGCCUCAAGGUAUCCGUGUGGAAAGAUGACCUCACAACUCAUGAAGUUGAUGCUGUGGUGAAUGCCGCCAAUGAGGAUCUCCAGCAUUAUGGGGGACUCGCUCUUGCUCUUGCAGUAGCUGGUGGUCCAGCUAUUCAGAAAGAGAGUGACAGACAUGGGAAGGUACGCACAGGAGAGGCAGUGGUCACAUCAGCUGGUUAUCUGCCAUGCAAGAAGAUCAUUCAUGCUGUAGGUCCAAGAGUGAGCCCGUAUGCCUCUAGUAAGGAGAUUGAUGAAGCUUCCAAAUACUUGGUGAAAGCUAUCGAAAGCAUCCUUAAAAUAGCAGAGAAAGAGAAUCUUCGGUCAGUUGCUAUUCCAGCUAUUAGUUCUGGCCUUUUUCAUUUUCCUUUGGCUCGCUGUGCUGAUAUCAUUGUGGACACACUGAAGAAAUAUGACAGUGGCUAUGGAAAAAAUAAGCUAUCGGAUGUCCGCCUGGUAAACCAUGAUGAACCUACUGUGUCUGAGAUGGUGAGGGCCUGCAAUCAGAUCCAUGGCACUCCUACAACCUCUUACUCUAAGGCAGUAAAGGCACCAGGAAGGAUUUCUGAUAUAUCCCCUGUGAAACUGGGCCAAGUGACUCUGCACAUUGAUAAAGGACAUAUUGAAAAGCAAAAGACAUCGGUCAUCGUGAACACCACCUCUCCUGGACUGGAAUUGUCCAGUGGAGCCGUGACUAAGGCCAUCCUGAAUGGUGCUGGCCAUAAACUUCAACACGAAGUUUCUCAUUACCGUGGGAAUUGUAAGUGGGGCGAUGUACUGAAAACGAACGGACACAAGCUGCAUUCCACAUUUGUGUAUCAUGUGCUUUGUGUACACAAAGGCACACCAGGGCCCAGGACAGCAGAAGAGAUUCUUAGUGAUGUUAUCUCAAAGUGCUUGCGCAUGGCAGAGAGAGAUUUCUGUUCUUCAAUUUCCUUUCCUGCCAUUGGCUGUGGUGAGUUGAAGUUCAGCAAGUCUGAGGUGGCCCAUAUCAUGACAAAAGCAGUGAAAGAUUUUUCCAGUUCAUACAAGGGGCCCUCAAUGGAUGUACACUUUGUGAUAUUCCCUUCAGAAGAGGACACAUUCCAGGCUUUUGCAAAAAAACAUGCAUCUCUGCAGCAAUCAAAGCCUUAUUCCAGCACUUCAUAUAUAGGAAACACUGAAUCUUCAAGGCAUGAGCAAAUAGACAACAUUCCCGCUCCAUCUAUUGAGGUCCGUGGCAAUUGUCUUGAGCACCGGCAUGCUGCCAAGAGAUGGAUAGAUGACAUGGUGAACAUACUCAGAGGCAACAAAACUGACUACAGCUUGAAAAAUAACUACGUCCAACAUUUUGGUCUGCGUGAGCAUAAGGAGCUGCUGUCCCUUCAAACCAAAUUCGAGGUGGGGUUCCAGGUGUUCUUCACUGAUGGACAGGCUGGCAUCAACAUCAUGGGAACCCCUAAAAAUGUCAUCGCUGCAGUGCUGGAAGUGGAGGCCAUGUGCUGUGAGGUACAGAGGGCUCAUGUGCUAGCUGAGGAAGCGGCCAUGCUGUAUCCCCUUGUGCGCUGGAGAUGCAAGGAUUGCCCUCAGCUGGAAAACCCAGAGGUCAAUGCUACACUGGAAAAGGCCUAUCUUGCAGGCAGUAAAGAGUGUAUAAUUGACUCUGACAUCAGUGUCGACCUCUCGUUGAAGGAGGUGAAAACCAAAUACGAAGUGAUAUACAACAUUGAAAGAAUCUGCUUUUUCAAGCAUUACCAAAUGACACAACAAUUUUCAUCUGGAAAAUCAUACUUUGAUCGAAAACUUAAGGAGUUCAGGACUGCAAAGCAGCCAAGAGAGUUUCAGGACGCUGGACUUCAUGUUGUUUGUAUGGAAACAGUUGAAAACUACGCCCUGAUGCAGCACUUCGAGCUGAGCAAAAAGCGCAUCACAGGCGAUCCCAGGCCCCUUUACCAGCGUGUGUCGGCACAGUUUUGCCGGUUGAUCAGCUGGGUGGGCUUUCAGAGAGAGUAUGCCCCACCUGACAAGCAAGCAUUAGGGGAGGGCAUCUACUUCACUGCCAGUGUUAAAUCUGCCAUGCAGUUGUGGAAAGGGAUGAAGGAAGAGGAGUAUGUCUACAUCAUCGCAGCAGAUGUUCUCACUGGAAAAGAUUCCAUUGGAUCACCAGGUUUUAUCGUUCCACCAUCAGUCAGCAGUGAUCCCCUGAUUCGUUGUGACAGUGUGAAAGGAGGCACAGAUACCUGGGUGAUCUUUAAUGGUCACCAGGCUCUGCCAUUGUGCAUUUACACUUGCACAAAAACAAGCAGUUCAUAUAAGUAAAAUAUGUCCAAAACAAAUGGUAAAUUGAAAGCACAAACUCAAACUGCUUAACAACAGUGGAUAGUUCCCAGAUACAAUUUUCACCAUAUGAUGAAUGCGCUAUAGACAUUUUAAAAGGCCUGAAUUAUAUUUAGGAGGUGUUAUUAUUGUUUUCCCUUUAUCUAGCUUUCUCAAUUGAAAUCUUUUCAGUUCAGAAUGUGCGUACACUUGAAAUUAUUGCUUUUCUUGUCAUAACACUAAGACCUUUUCUAGGACUUACGCAAUCAGUUCCCAUAGUUUGAUGUUUAUUAGUGUAGGGUUAAUGAGCGAUGAACAUUUUGCUGGGCACUAGAAUGCCAGUCUACUGAAUUCUAAGAGAAGUGUAAAGAGUUGUUAAUUUGGGAAGGGUUAUGGAAACAUUAGAUUAUUGACAAUAGUGAUGAUUUCUGUUGAUAUGUAAACCUGAUCUAAUCCUGUAAUAAAGUUAAUUGGUUUGACAGAUGAA